UGUUUUUUUCGAUUCACAACAUCUGUGUGCUCUGCUCUACUCCUCCUCCUCCGAUUUCAUACGUAUUGAAUCUGAAACGGAAGCGCUUCUAUGUUCAAAGCUUUAGUUUUGUUCUAGCUUCAGUUAACUGGAAGGGAGAGAGAGAGAGAGAGUUAAAGGAAACGACUUUGUUGUUGAAGGUCUGUAUGGGUACCUAGGAGAAGAAGGAACUUUUUGUUGUGGAAGGCAAGGAUCAGAUGCAUAGUAUUAGCUCCAACCCCGCUGGUGACCUUGAGAAGCAGCAGCAGGACAAGACUCCGGAGAAGCAGAGCGAGUUAGUAAAUGAAUCUGCCAAGGAAGUGAACCACCUCACCAUUGUUGUCUGCAAUGGAGAUUCAAGUGGGGCACGUGAAACCGUAGAAUUGGCUCAGAUCUAUGGGCCAGCAGCUGAGAGGGAAGAGUCCCCCAAAAAGGUUUGUUUGUCCAGAAACUCCAGCUCUCACGAGCAGUGUAGGGUUUGUCAGCAAGAGAAAGAAGAGGCGUUGAUAGAACUGGGGUGCCUAUGUCGUGGUGGCCUUGCUAAAUCCCAUAGGUCAUGCAUAGAUGCUUGGUUUCGCACAAAAGGCUCUAAUCAGUGCGAGAUCUGCCAGGCAGUGGCUGUCAACGUGCCACCUCCAGAGACCCAUCCAACUACAAAUUACUGGGUUUGGAGGAUUGAUCCCAGCUAUAGACAAGAGCAGCGUGAGAGAGGAUGUUUCAAUCCUCUAUGGGUAGCAUUCUCGAUUCUGAUAGGCGGUCUAAUGCUGGAUGUGUUAAUAUCAAUCACACUUGGUGUGUCUGCACUCCCGGUUAACAUAAUCAUUGGAGUGAUAGUGGUGCUAGGGCUAGGAACAGCACUAAGGCUGACAUUGGAGUUCUGCUACGAGUGGAGCUUGAGAAGAGCGGUUCAGAGGGCAGUGCAGAGGAGUGAAACAGCCUUUAAUAACAUUGCAUAUCCACCUGCCUUGUAAGAGAGAUAAAUGUCAAAGCUGGAAACAUCUUGUGUGUGUUAGUGUGUUAUGUAAAAAAAGUUGCGUGAAGACAAAAGUGUGAUUGUUUUUACAUACAAUUAUGCUGAAUUCGUUUGGAGCAUCAUCUUUUGUGUAGCUUAAUUGUUUUACAAAAUUAGUAUUAACCCCAAUAUUUUU
This is a messenger RNA of Raphanus sativus (radish), 1166 nucleotides long. RefSeq lists its product as uncharacterized. Gene Ontology annotation, molecular function: zinc ion binding. NCBI's taxonomy places the organism in Eukaryota, Viridiplantae, Streptophyta, Magnoliopsida, Brassicales, Brassicaceae. The record is from RefSeq and is a predicted model, not a curated record. Bases 237 to 989 code for a protein of 250 amino acids. The transcript has 8 exons.